AUGUCUGCCAACCUGGACAAGUCGCUUGACGAUCUCGUCGGUAACCGUCGCCAGAAUGCUCGUCGUCGCGGCGGAAACCGUCGGGCUACUGCCAAGGCCCCCACGGUCGGAGGCGUCAAGAAGUCCUCCAGAGUCCCCAAGGCCCCUGCGAAGGCGGUUCACCCUACCCCGGUUCCAGCUGCAUCCAGCAAGAUCAUCGUGAGCGGACUGCCGUCCGAUGUGUCUGAGGCCAAUAUCAAGGAAUACUUUACCAAGUCUGCAGGCCCUGUCAAGAAGGUGAUGCUCACCUACAACCAAAACGGAAGCAGCCGUGGCAUCGCCUCCAUCAUCUUCGGCCGCGCCGACACUGCCGCCAAGGCCGCCAAGGAGCUUAAUGGUCUCCAUGUUGAUGGCCGUCCCAUGAAGAUUGAGGUUGUGUACGAUGCCUCCCACGCCCCGACUGUUCCCGCCCCCAAGCCGCUCAACGAGCGCAUCGCUCAUCAGAAGUCCCAGCCCAAGCCUGCCACCGCUGCCAAGGCUGGCCGCGGAGCUAACAAGAAGAACAACGCCAACACCAACACCAACACCAACACCAACGAAGGAGCAAAGGGUCAAGCUCGUGGUGCCAAGGGUCGCAAGGGCCGUAACCCCGGCCGUGGCAAGCCUAAGUCCGUCGAGGAGCUCGACGCCGAGAUGGUCGACUACUUCGCCGGCGGCAACGAGAAUGUGCCUGCUCAGGGCGCUGCUCCUGUCAACGCUGCUCCCCAGGCCAACGGUGGCGAGGACCUUGGCAUGGCUGAGAUCUCCUAA
Molecule: messenger RNA, 789 nt
Organism: Penicillium waksmanii
Lineage: Eukaryota; Fungi; Ascomycota; Eurotiomycetes; Eurotiales; Aspergillaceae
Product: putative RNA annealing protein Yra1
Exons: 5
Coding region: 1-789 (262 amino acids)
Biological process (GO): mRNA export from nucleus
Cellular component (GO): nucleus
Molecular function (GO): mRNA binding
Source: RefSeq, a predicted model, not a curated record